This is a messenger RNA of Teleopsis dalmanni, 2330 nucleotides long. RefSeq names its product MOXD1 homolog 2-like. The transcript has 9 exons. The record is from RefSeq and is a predicted model, not a curated record. Gene Ontology annotation, molecular function: dopamine beta-monooxygenase activity; copper ion binding. Bases 1 to 1731 code for a protein of 576 amino acids. Gene Ontology annotation, cellular component: secretory granule membrane. Lineage: Eukaryota; Metazoa; Arthropoda; Insecta; Diptera; Diopsidae. Gene Ontology annotation, biological process: norepinephrine biosynthetic process; octopamine biosynthetic process; dopamine catabolic process.
AUGGAUGAAACAUGGAUCCAUCAUUCACUCCGGAAUCAAGGAAUCAAUCGAUCAUCAUCUGAGUGGACUGCAGCCGGUGAAACACGUCCAAAGCAAGCGGCACAAAAGUCAGGUGGGAAAGUUAUGGCUUCAAAUGAUACAAUGCGUUUAAUGUACAUGUCUCACAAAGCAGACCCACCACACGGUUCUGUUCAUCCUGGUACACUGCCUGAUGCUGCCAAGGCUUUUCGCGCUUACCAUCCCAUGGUUUUAACACAAAGGGCUCAAGCCGUCUGGCACCAUGACGAAAGAACUCGUUUGCUUGAGCUGCGUAAUGAGGACGUAGAGCUUCCCAGUGGGGAUAGCACACUUUAUUGGUGCAAAAUGUUCAAACUGGAGGAUAUAAACAGAAAACACCAUCUAAUUAAAUAUGAACCAAUUUAUGACUCAUCCUCCAGUAUUCAAUAUCUGCAGCAUAUUACGCUACAUGAAUGUCAAGGUACGAAUCAGGAUCUUGAAGAGAUGUCGCGAGAGCAAGGCCGUCAAUGCAUGGGUACUCGUGAUAUGCCAUUAACAUGUAAUACCAUAGUCGCAGCGUGGUCACGUGGGUCAGAGGGGUUCAUAUUUCCUGACGAAGUGGGCUACCCAAUAGAGUCGAGACAAGCUAAAUAUUAUUUAAUGGAAACGCAUUAUAGCAAUUCACAGCCCGAUUUAGCACACUUGCAUCCGCGGCAAAUGGCUGACAAUUCUGGACUCAAAAUAUUUUUUACCCAAGUCCUGCGCUCAAACGACGCUGGUGUACUCUCCAUAGGAAUGGAUCCGAACUGGCGACACAUAAUACCACCAGGCCAAAAAUAUGUUGUUUCCGAAGGUCAGUGUAUUGAGGAUUGCACAGCACACGCUUUUCCACCUCAAGGUGUCAAUAUUUUUGCUGUGAUGAUGCGCACACACCAAAUUGGAAGGGAAGUGAAGCUACGUCAGAUUCGACAAACUGAAGAAUUUAUUCCAAUUGCACACGACAGCAAUAUUGACAUUGCUUAUGAGGACUUCCGUCGUCUGCCUGUCCCGGUGCGUUCAUUGCCAGGAGAUAGACUGAUUGCAGAAUGUAUUUAUGAUAGUUCGUCACGGAAAGCAAUUACUCUAGGUGGACUAACUAUGAAGGAGGAAAGUUGCACGGUGCUUACGCUCUACUACCCGCGCCAGAAAAAGCUUACAACAUGUCAUUCUUUGCCUAGUUUGCCCACAGUCCUUCAUUCUCUGGGUAUAGAACAGUUGGCUACUGAUUCAAACCCGGUUCUAAUAUCGUCACCACCGGAACUAGCUGGCAUGACACUAGAAACCAGGCUUAUUACUUAUGAUUGGCAGAACCAUUUCAAUGAAUUUCAGGAAGCUACUAGAACUGGAUCUUUUAAGCCUCUCUGUUGGGGUGCUAAAAAUCAUGUUAUACCGGGGUCAGAGUUUCUGGAAGGGUACAGCAUAAACGUGACAAAAACUUACAAAAAACAACGACGUUGUAAGCCGAAACGACUUUUUGUGACAGAGGAAGCGAUGUCUGACUUUGAGUUACCUGUCCAGCAUGAGACAGACGACAAUAAUGUGAUUGAGGGAGCCGCUCGUAGCAGUCGUAGUUCUGCAACAGAAUCGCAAGGAUCAAGCACAGCUCAAGGCUACUGUCGUACUUUUGCAACAACAUUGUGGUAUGCGAGUGUAUUGGUCCUAAUGCAAGGCUUGAAUGGGUGGACCUUAACGUGAGACUUUUAAAAACUGAACUUCUAUUCCAUUGACGCUUCUGUGCGUAUUUGAAGAAAGCAUUAACAUAAAACAAAGAUAUUUGCUGAUCUUGUAUUACUGAAGAAGUGAAGUACUUGUUUCCUUUCAGUAUUUGUGAAAAUUUUGUUAUUCAUUAUUUGGUAUUUAACACUGUCAUUAUAAUUUAAAAAUCUACGUCUAAUCAAAACAAGCAAUAGAAUAUAAGCUGUAAACAUUAAGUAUAUUAAUAUUAAGCUACUUCAGCAAAAUCAAUCAAUUUUGCUGAGUAGAAUGUAGUCAAAAGCAAUAAUUAGUGUUCGAAAGAAGUAGUGAAGUAGUCGAUAUAGCAUAGCAUACAUGAAUUUUAGUUUACACGACUUAGUGAAAAGGUAACGUAUUUUAAAUAUAUUGAAAUAGGGCGGAACUAAGAGUUAGUUUGUAGUUCAUUUAUUUUUCCCAUCUAUAUAAAUGCGCUAUUUAAAAUUCACUUGAAUGAAAGGUGCUGUAUAGAAUUCAUUAAAGUACUGGUCGCUUAGUGUUUAGUUAGUUAAACCUGUUAAAACUAAAGUUAAAAUUUAUCAUGCAUUUUAAUAAACAAUUUC